AUGGCCCCCCAUCCGCUUGCAAUCCUCACGGAGGAGGAGACCAACAUCGCCCGCGAUGUUGUCGUCUCAUGUCAUCCCAACACCGUCAUUGACUUUCACGAGAUCUACUUGUUGGAACCUCCCAAGGUCCAACUGAGUGAAUUUCUCGCGCUAGAGCACGCAGGUCGUCUAAGCCCGACUACCCCUCGUCCUGCGCGCAUGGCCCUGUGUCAGUACCGUAUUAUUGGGUCCGAUAAGAUCCCAUCAUACGAAGAGGCCGUAAUUGACGUGGAAAACCGAAAAUGUGUCAAGCACAAGGUUGUGGCGAAACCAAAUCACGCAGCCCUCACACUGAGCGAAUUUGACAUCCUCGUGGAGCGAUGCUUUGCCUCCCCUCUGUUCAAACAAGCUCUAGCGGAGUUCGACCUUCCUGAAGGCUUCGAAGUUGUCAUCGAGCCUUGGCCAUACGGUGGAUUGGACUACUCCGAUGAGAACCGACGAUACUUCCAGGGUUUGUGUUUUGCUCGAGACGCAAGCAAGAAGAAUGACGAUGCCAAUUUCUACUCCUACCCUCUGCCUGUUAUCCCUGUAAUGGAUGCGCACACCCAGGAAAUCAUCCGGGUUGAUCGUCCCGCUACGGGAGGCAAGGGAGAAGGUCUACAUGACCAGACAUUCAAGAGGGAUAUUAUCGGACACUGCAAAGCAUCUGAUUAUGUACCGGAACUGCUGCCCCAAGGCACACGGAAGGAUCUGAAGCCGUUGAACGUGGUACAACCUGAAGGGCCGUCAUUCCGGGUUACAAACGAAUCGCUGGUCGAGUGGCAGAAGUGGAGAUUCCGCGUUGGCUUCAAUCCCCGUGAAGGAGCCACUAUUCAUGAUGUUUGGUAUGAUGGACGUAGUGUCAUGUACCGGUUGGCUAUCAGUGAGAUGACCGUGCCAUAUGCCGACCCCCGUCCUCCAUUCCACCGUAAGCAGGCCUUCGACUUCGGUGACGGCGGUGGUGGAAACAUGGCGAAUAAUCUGUCUAUUGGGUGCGAUUGCUUGGGUGUCAUCAAGUACUUCGACGCCUUCGUGACUCAGUCGGACGGCACGGCAAAGAAGCUACCGAAUGCCAUCUGCUUGCACGAGGAGGAUAACGGAAUCGGCUGGAAACACUCCAAUUGGCGCACCGGUCGCGCCGUGGUGACCCGCAACCGGGAACUAAUCGUGCAAUUUAUCAUCACGCUGGCCAACUACGAGUACGUGUUUGCCUACAAGUUCGACCUUGCAGGUGGCAUCACCGUGGAGUCGCGCGCAACUGGUAUCCUGAACGUGGUCAACAUCGACGCCGGCAAGGUCAGCGAAUACGGCAACGUGGUCAGUGGAGGUGUUUUGGCCCAGAAUCAUCAACACAUCUUCUGCGUUCGCAUCGACCCUGCCGUUGAUGGUAGCGAUAACUCCGUCGUCGUGGAGGAAUCGCACCCCGUGCCUAUGAACGAAGUCACCAAUCCCAACGGCAACUUCUACCAGGUGACGAACGACACUAUUCAGCGUGCAGGAUGGUUAGACGCCGCUCCGGAGUUGAACAGGACAAUCAAAAUGGUCAACCCGCAUCGCAUCAACCCGAUCAGCGGCAAGCCAGUAGCCUACAAAUUCAUUCCUCUAGCAACGCAGCUACUGCUAGCAGACCCCAACUCGAUCCAGGCCAAGCGCGCUCAGUUCGCGCAGCACCAUGUCUGGGUGACCAAGUACCGCGACUGGGAGCUGUACGCCGGAGGACGGUACACACUGCAAAGUCAGCAGGAGAUUGGCGGAGUAUCGGAUGCGGUUCGACGCGGAGAUUCAGUGGACGACACGGACGUGGUGGUGUGGAGUUGCUUCGGAAUCACACACAACCCGCGCGUGGAAGAUUGGCCUGUGAUGCCUGUUGAGACUUUCCAGCUCAUGAUCCGACCUUCGGAUUUCUUCACGGCGAACCCAGCGCUGGAUGUGCCGUCGGACAAGAACGCCGCAUCCAAGGUGGUUGGCGGGGAAUGCUGUCGCAAUGCACAUAUGUAG
Molecule: messenger RNA, 2016 nt
Organism: Aspergillus tanneri
Lineage: Eukaryota; Fungi; Ascomycota; Eurotiomycetes; Eurotiales; Aspergillaceae
Product: putative copper amine oxidase
Exons: 4
Coding region: 1-2016 (671 amino acids)
Biological process (GO): amine metabolic process
Molecular function (GO): copper ion binding; primary methylamine oxidase activity; quinone binding
Source: RefSeq, a predicted model, not a curated record